Komagataella phaffii GS115 is the source of this 1158-nucleotide messenger RNA. RefSeq lists its product as uncharacterized. Gene Ontology annotation, molecular function: DNA binding. The coding region runs from base 1 to 1158 and encodes 385 amino acids. The record is from RefSeq and is a predicted model, not a curated record. The transcript has a single exon. Lineage: Eukaryota; Fungi; Ascomycota; Pichiomycetes; Pichiales; Pichiaceae.
AUGCAGUCUUAUCACGGAGUUAUAGUUACUCCAAAAGACGCCAUUAUACUGGUUGACGCCGCCCUCAAGAAAAUGAUCCCCCAGGUUACACGUAGGCUAACUGAGUUUGAGAGGCAAACUCAAAUCGGCCAUGGGUCUGUGUUUGUGUGGGAUGAGAAAGAAAGUGGUAUGAAGCGAUGGACUGACGGAAGAUCCUGGUCUGCUUCUAGAGUAAGCGGUUCGUUCUUGACAUACAAAGAGAUGGAAAAUGCAAAGAGUGGCAAUUCAAACUCUUACAUUUACGGCAAACAGUCAGAGAGUUACAGAUACAAGGACAACGGCCUAUUGAAGCAAAGUUUCUCAGUUACGCUGAAAAACGGAAAGAAACUGCACCUGAUAAGCUAUGUUUAUGCGACUUACCUCAAGACAUUGUCAGGUCCCAAUUCGUCAAACAAGUCAGUUUCUUCGAACCCCAUGUCCAAUUCCGUGGGAACACUGUCGGGCUCUAGCUCUGAUAUGACACAGGACGGGCUGCUGAAACGACCAUCUGAAGAUGACAGAUUUCAAUCUUUGGACCUUAACUCCGACUUAUAUCCGGAGACUGUUUUGAACGAAACAUACACAUUACAAUAUCCUCCAUCUUCUCCAAUUUCAAGCACAACAUCCGCUAACAGCGGUGGAGUUAGCAAGCCAAAGAAAAGCAAACGUGUUGCAAGUAGGAUCACUGAUGAACGAGUGAUUAGUGUGCCAAAGUCGCCUUCGCCAGUGUCUUCCUCUACUACACCCUCCACUACUGCAUUUUCAACUAUGGGAGGUGGAGCGUCCUCUGUUGGUUCACACCUGAGUACUGGUACCGCUGGUGUCUUGCGCUUUCCUCCACAGAAUCAGAUGAUGAUGAAUCACCAAGUGAUCACUCUACCUGCAUUGCACACUCCGGCUUCGACGCUUCCUGCCUACAAGGUCCCUAGAUCGUAUCUCGACGAUCCAACCCCAAAGAAUACCUUCCUGCUCCCCAGAUCACACUCUAUCACUCCUAUCCCAUACGUGCAGCAGCAACAGCAACAAUAUUUCCCACCACAACAACCAAUGCAGCAUUUAGCUCCACCAGUGAGAGCACCGGGUUACGUUUCGCAUGAGGAUGGACGAGCUCUAAGUGCUUUAGACAGAGCUUUUUGUUAA